GUGGAAGCCAAGUAGAGCCAAGCAAGCCAAGUGUGUGACAUGCGUGACACUAGAUCACGUUGUCUCUUGGAACUUGUUCAUGAUGCCGCAUACACGGCACGAAUGGCUUGCCAUCUUCUUCACCGUUAUCUUUCAGCUCUGUUCUGCAAUGGCCCAAAACGACAGCAGUGGUUAUGACAGUGACCCUAUUCUACAGUUUAGACCCGCCUUCGUCGAGUCGUUACCAGUUCAGAUCCUCCUGACAGGCGUAGUCCUCACACUCGUCGUCGUUCUGCUUCUUCACCUGCUUUUUACCGCUCAGUAUCAUUGGCCCCUAGCUCGUGUCAAUUAUAUGCUGCAGCUCACGGGGGUGGUGACUUUGCUCGCCUCUAUCACCGCUACUAUCUAUGUCGUGUUCUCCUCCAAUAUAGAGGAGAGCCAGCAUUGGCCAUACAUGUUGAGCUACCUGGCUGUGGAUAUGCCAAGAUUUGGCAGCAAUAUAACCGGGAAUACCACUGAUCCUACUGUGGUAUAUGCACACCGAUGGUCACUUGCCGAGAGUGCUACGUGGACCGUAAUGAAUGCGACUACAUCUAUGGUUAUACAGAUUACCCACAUUCAUUUUCUGACCUUACUGUUUCCCUCAAACCUGGAGGCAAGACUCAUUUUUGGCCUGCUUGGUCCAUUGGCUAUCAUAUCUGCUGUCAUGCAACUGCUCCCGAUCUUCUACGGGUUGAGCUCGGUGCCACUCGCGGAGGACACCCGGAACGUGUGCAAUGCAGCUUUGUCGUUGCUGUUCACUUCUGCACUAAUAAUCUGGGGCUUUUUUGUUAACCGGGAGGCGGCAUGGCGCACCGAUGGCGGGACAGCAGCCUUCGGUGCUGGCGCAAUCGUUCUCGCUCUCAUAUCGACUACGCUCAAUUUCAUCUACAUACCGAGUCAAGACCAGUAUGGAUGGAUGCCAAAACUUAUGUGGAGUGUGGUCAUGUGGCAAAGUUUCCUUGGAUGGUGGUGGUGGGUUGGUUCCGGGAUGGGCGUCGGCGAGGUAGAAGAGUUACUGAUGAAGGAGGAGAAACGUGAAAGAAAGAGGAAAGUGAAAGCACAGAAGAGGAAGGAGCAACGAGAGAAGGCCAAGACUAUGUGGAAGGGUGUCACCGGUGCAUUCACAACGAAGCGCGACCACCUUGAUAGCCGGGAUUCCGGCGAGGGGCACGAAGGACUUGACAAUUCUGAAUCGCUGAAUGCUCUCGCUUCUAGCAAUGUCCUAUCGACUACAGAUGGUACGCACGCUUGCGCCAUGCGCACCUUACUGCGGCGAGAAUACAAGCUGUCGAGCGCGUAGAGCGCAUACACCAAGUGUUCGGCCGUGAAGAGACCCGGAAUUCGAUGCGGGAACCUGGUUCCCAGGUCGUCGGAUGGGGACUGGGUAGCUAUGGACUACGGGGCGUAGAGCGGGAUCGAAGGGAAGGACAGGAGCUACAGAUCAGGAUU
Molecule: messenger RNA, 1470 nt
Organism: Suillus subaureus
Lineage: Eukaryota; Fungi; Basidiomycota; Agaricomycetes; Boletales; Suillaceae
Exons: 4
Coding region: 80-1321 (413 amino acids)
Source: RefSeq, a predicted model, not a curated record